Messenger RNA from Phycomyces blakesleeanus NRRL 1555(-), 762 nucleotides. RefSeq lists its product as hypothetical. The coding region runs from base 38 to 379 and encodes 113 amino acids. The record is from RefSeq and is a predicted model, not a curated record. The transcript has a single exon. Lineage: Eukaryota; Fungi; Mucoromycota; Mucoromycetes; Mucorales; Phycomycetaceae.
UGAAUGCUUGCAAAUAUUUGUGAGACACACUAAUGUCAUGGAGUCUGGCUUUGCUUCUCUUGUGUCUGAACUUAGACAAGUGAAAGAGUUGUUUGCACGUUCGCUUGAAGACCAAAGGGCUAAUGCAGCAGCAGCGAUGGAGGAUCGGCGCCUAGACAGAAUAAGCAGAGAAAAAAUAGCUGAACGUGAAAUCCUCUACAGAAAGAAUGCCACUCGAGAAUCAAUAGAUUCGAGAGAAGAGUACAUGAGAUUGUUUGGACAUGAUGUACAGACAGGUGUCCUAGUACCUCCGGCUACCACCACUCCUAAAAGCAGCACAGCAGACGAUUCAUCAGAAACAGUACCACCAAUAAUUGAUGGCAAUACCCUAGUAGAUUAAUAACAUUGACUAUCUUCUUUUCCCUCUUUCUCUUUCUCUUAUUUUCUUUACUAUCUUAUUUUUAUAUAUAUAUUUAUACUUAUAUAUAUAUAUAUAUAUAUAUAUAAAUAUACAUACAUACGUACAUACAUACAUACAUACAUACAUACAUACAUACAUACAUAUGUAUAAAUAUACACAUACACACACACUCACACUCACACACGCGAUAUCUAUUUUUAUUUUUUCCUUUUUGUCGUUCCUAUUCAAAGUCAAUUCAAUUCAACCCAAUUCAUUAGGGGCAAUCAAUUGUGAAUAUAUACAAGUUCCUUCUCUUUCAUUUGACCAAGUUAUGUAAAUUUAUGGCCCCUAAUGAUUUAUUUUAUUUAGUUCUUUAAUAAAGG